Drosophila montana is the source of this 1213-nucleotide messenger RNA. Its product is annotated as ficolin-1-like. Bases 68 to 1075 code for a protein of 335 amino acids. The record is from RefSeq and is a predicted model, not a curated record. NCBI's taxonomy places the organism in Eukaryota, Metazoa, Arthropoda, Insecta, Diptera, Drosophilidae. The transcript is spliced from 3 exons.
CUCUGAACGAGAAUAGCUGUCUGAGCUGCACAGCAAGAGUCAUUGAGCAAAAAGUGAAGUGUAUAAAAUGGUUUUUAGAAUCUCAUUUGUCAUAUUGGUAUUGUUGCUGGGGACCAUACAAGCACAAGACCAGUAUUCAAAUCAACUGAAGGAAAAAAUAGCUGAGCUUCAAUUAAAAUUGGUUGAGGAUAUAUUCAAGGAAGAACUGAUUAAAUCUUUAAGGGAAGCGAACGAGUUGCUACUGAAUAAAAACUGCACAAGCACAAGCUGCAGUGCAUCUGAAGUGGAUCUUAAGCAAGAAAUAAUAGAAUUACAGACCACCGCCAAUAGCCUUCAAGUAAUGGUUUACAAUAAUAAUCAACAAAUGCAAUCAAUAAUGAUUGAAGACCAGCUGCAGAUGUGUCAGGCUCUACUGGAAAAAACUAAGUCAAAUCCAAGAAUUGAAAGGCCGGAAGCAACCAGCUGUGUUCCGUUUGGCUUCUUUACAGGAAUCAGGGUACUUUACUUGCCUGGAGCAAGUCCCUUUCGAGUUUUGUGCGAUGGUCACUCAAUAGGACCUGGUUGGACUCUCAUUCAACGAAGAUACGAUGGUUCAGAGGAUUUUUAUAGGAAUUGGGGUGAUUACCGUAACGGUUUCGGCAAUCUGGAUAAAGAGUUUUUCCUAGGUCUAGAAUAUAUAUAUCGCCUGACCAAUUAUCAGCGUUGCGAAUUGUAUAUCUACAUAGAGACCUUCGAUAAUGAAAUCACUUGGGCUCGGUAUGAUAAUUUUGUUAUUGGUAGCGAAGCAGAAAAUUACAAGCUGAGCAGUGUUGGUAAUUUCACUGGUAUUGUAGAUAGAUUGACUAGUCAUCUGAACAUUGAGUUUUCGACCUAUGACCGGGAAAAUAGUCCAAAUAAAUAUUCCGAAAAGUAUCACGGUGGCUAUUGGUUAUUUGACGGCUUAAACCUUGGAAGUAACCUUAAUGGGAGAUAUUUGCCGUACAAAGUCGAUGAUCAGCAAAGCAUUAAUUGGGAAACAUUUAAUUCUGUCAAAGCAGUGAAAAUGCUUAUUCGCCCUAAGAUGGAAUAUAAAUAAAACUAAUAAGAGUGCACUAUCUGGAGUACCCGACUAAGCAAUUUCCUGCGGCUUCCUUUUUAAAUUGCUUAAAUAAAUAUGGCACCCAAAUCUGUGUAAAUACCAAAGAUGAAGACUAGACUAAAAGUCUGACAAAAA